Messenger RNA from Malus domestica (apple), 855 nucleotides. RefSeq names its product E3 ubiquitin-protein ligase MPSR1-like. Gene Ontology annotation, cellular component: cytoplasm. Gene Ontology annotation, biological process: protein ubiquitination. NCBI's taxonomy places the organism in Eukaryota, Viridiplantae, Streptophyta, Magnoliopsida, Rosales, Rosaceae. The record is from RefSeq and is a predicted model, not a curated record. Gene Ontology annotation, molecular function: ubiquitin protein ligase activity.
AUGGUGAUGAAUGAUGGUGUGAAAUGGUGGUUGGGAGGUAGGGAUGAUAGCGGCGGAGAUGGUGGAGGUGGUGGUGGCUAUAGUGAGAGUAAUGGGUUGGAGAAUGUGAUGUACAGUGGCAGUAAUGUAGAUUGUGGCAUCGUUGAGACAAUGGAGGUGGUGGUAGCCCUGGUGGCAAUGUUGAUGAUGGUUGAAGAUAUCAUAGUGGCACCAAUGGUGAUGGGAGGUGGCAGUAUAAAAAAUUAUGGCCACGGUGAAGGUGAUGGUGAGAUGGUGGAGAAUGUGGUGGUAAUGACGACAAAAGCAAUGUCUUCCCAAUCGCAACCCACCGGCCCUUCCACCAACCCACCACCGAACACUGCUACUCAACCGACAGCGUCCUCCACACUACACGCACACAACGUUGACUCCGACAAUACGUCCGUUGUACUAGCCCUACCAGCUACCCCAGCGAUGGCAGAAGAAGGAGGACCACCCCAACCCAACAGUUUCCUCCACUCUUAUUUUUAUCCAAAUCCCCCGCCCGCCGCUGCCUUGGCGGCUGUGGCGAGCUUGUCGUUGGUGACGGCCUUGGCCGGGGCGACCCAGGCGUCGAUAGAGGCCUUGCCGAAGGUGACUGUGACGGAGGAAACGUCGGCGGAGUGCUGUAUCUGCCUGAAGAGGUUGGAGGUCGGGGAGGAAGCCAAGGAGAUGCCAUGUAACCAUAGGUUUCAUCCGGUUUGCAUUGAUAGCUGGCUCGAGAGGCGUCCUUCCUGCCCGCUUUGCCGGUUUUCGAUGCCUACGAGGGCGGAGGCGGCCGCACAAGGGCGAGGACAUCAGACCAACAGGUGGGAUUCGAUUGAAAUGGUUGAUUAG